AUGAGUGGAUGGAGUGAGGACGCGCUUUUGGACAAAUUUGCUUUGGGCUUAGAUGAGGAAAUCUAUCAGCAAUGCGUCAAUCGCAAUCUGCCCAGGCGCUUGACCGUCUGGUUUGAGCACGCAGCUGACAUCGAGCUGGAUUUAACCAGGCUUCGUUGUGCCAAAGAGGAAAGACGAAUGAGAGAGAAGAAAGCUUGGCUGCUCCUGUAUUAUUCCGUGAGAAAAAAGAUGGCUCUCUCCGUUUGUGUUGUGAUAUUGCUUAAGAUUGUCCAAAAUGCAGCUUCUGGACAGGCACCUCCUCAGGGCUUCAGAUAUGCCUCUUACGACGUGAUCAUCCCAAGGAAGCUGUCUCCCAAGUAUGGGCAAGAAGAACCCCAGGAUGUGAGCUACCUCCUGCCCAUUGAAGGAAAUCCCCAUGUGGUAUUCCUCAGGCAAAGAAGGAACUUCAUCCCUAAAGUCUUUCCUGUCUUCACCUAUGAUACAGCAGGAGAUCUCCAGGUGGAUCAUCCUUUUAUCAAGGAUGAUUGUUUCUACCAUGGAUUUAUACAGAGAAAGUCCCCUUCUCGAGUCACCCUCAGUACAUGUUCAGGAGGCCUGAGAGGUCUCAUACAAAUGGAAAAUAAGACCUAUGAAAUUGAACCAGUUCAGGAAUCUUCUACCUUUCAACACGUGGUGUUUCAGUUAGAAGUAGAGGAAGGGGUUCCUCGAAUGACUUGUGGAGUAGGAGAGAAACAGCAGAAACAUCAAGAGGACACAAUUCCCAAAACAGAGAAUCUUGGAAAGAAAGAUGUUUUUGGUAAAUCCUGGUGGCCACAUAGGAGAUAUGUUGAUGUAGCAAUUGUGAUUGAUCAUGAACGAUAUUUGCAGUUUAACACCAAUGAAUCUUUUAUUACAAUGCGAGUUCUGGAUAUUAUCCACACUACAAAUUCAUUUUAUUAUGCACUUUCUGUUCAUCUUUCAAUAGUAGGCUUAGUGAUAUGGUCACAAAGCAACCCCAUAGAGAUUACCACUUCAUCAGAUGACACCCUUAAAUUGUUUAAUACUUGGAGAAAAGACCACCUGCUUAAAAUUUUAAAAAAUGAUGCUGGUCACUUAUUUGCAUAUAGGGAUUUUGGGGUAAUAGUAGGACUUGCUUAUGUUGGAACUAUAUGUAGCAGUCAUUGGGCAAGUGGUAUAGAAUCGUAUAGAACUUCCAGUUUGUUUUAUAUGUCUGAACUAUUUGCCCAUGAACUGGGACACAAUCUUGGAAUGCAACAUGAUGAAAAUUAUUGUCAUUGUGGAAAGCCUGUUUGCAUUAUGGCACCCUAUGCAGCAGAGACUGAUAAAUUUAGUAACUGCAGUUACAAGGAUUAUUUUCACUAUAGAAACACUUGGUGUUUAUUUGUCCCACAAAACACUAGCACAACGAUUACAUAUUGUGGUAACAAAAGAGUGGAAAAUGGAGAGCAGUGUGACAUUGGGUCAGAAACACAAUGCAAGUCAGAUCCGUGCUGUCUACGUAAUUGUCGUUUGCGCCCCACAGCUGUUUGUGCCUUUGGACUGUGCUGUGCUAACUGCCAGUAUCGUCAACGUGGAACUGUUUGCAGAGAGAAGAUUAGCAGUUGUGAUCUCCCUGAAUAUUGCAAUGGGACUUCAGAGCACUGUCCAGAAGAUGUGCAUGUGCAAGAUGGUGCCUUGUGUAAUGAUGGUGUGUAUUGUUAUCAUGGGAAGUGCACGACUCAUGAUAUGCAGUGCAAAAUGAUAUUUGGUAGUGGAGCAACAGUCGCUUCUGAAGCUUGCUUUAGACAAGUGAAUAAUAAAGGUGAUCGCUUUGGCAACUGUGGCCUUAAACAUGGAAAUUACAAGAAAUGUGAUACUGGGGAUAGCCUGUGUGGCCGUAUUCAGUGUAAAAGUGAAGAAAUUCCUUCUUUGGAGGAUCACACUACAAUAAUUCAUACUUCCACUGGAGAUAAUCAAUGCUGGGGUACUGACUACCACACUGGGAUGAAGGUAGAUGAUAUUGGAGCCGUGAGAGAUGGUACUCCUUGUGGCAAUAACACGUUGUGCAUUGAGGGGAGUUGUGUCAAUGUGUCCAUUCUGAAAUAUGACUGUAAUGUCACAAUGUGCCACAAUCGGGGAGUUUGUAACACUCUCAAACACUGUCACUGUGAUAUUGGAUGGGCCCCUCCAGACUGCAGCAAUAUAGGCUAUGGAGGUAGCAUAGACAGUGGGCCACUUCCCAUUUCAGUAGAGGCUAAAGGUAGUGUGAAAAUCUCAGCUAUAGCUGGAAUAUUCUGUGCCUUUUGUCUCACAAUUGUUUCUACUGGUCUGAUUAUCUGGUUCAAAGAUAGGCUGAGAAACCGAUUUGGAAAAUUUCAGGGAAGAGUCCAUGCUACAGAAUCAAAUGAUGAAGGAGCACCAAUGUAA
Messenger RNA from Thamnophis elegans (Western terrestrial garter snake), 2406 nucleotides. Its product is annotated as disintegrin and metalloproteinase domain-containing protein 20-like. The transcript is spliced from 3 exons. The record is from RefSeq and is a predicted model, not a curated record. Gene Ontology annotation, molecular function: metalloendopeptidase activity. NCBI's taxonomy places the organism in Eukaryota, Metazoa, Chordata, Lepidosauria, Squamata, Natricidae. Gene Ontology annotation, biological process: male gonad development; proteolysis. The coding region runs from base 1 to 2406 and encodes 801 amino acids. Gene Ontology annotation, cellular component: plasma membrane; external side of plasma membrane; sperm head plasma membrane.